Molecule: messenger RNA, 478 nt
Organism: Schistocerca nitens (vagrant locust)
Lineage: Eukaryota; Metazoa; Arthropoda; Insecta; Orthoptera; Acrididae
Exons: 4
Coding region: 155-478 (107 amino acids)
Source: RefSeq, a predicted model, not a curated record
GACGUCAAAAUGACGUAUACGCAAACGCGAUGCACACUUGUCGACUGAUCCAGAUCUGUGGUCGAAUCGAGUUAGCGGGAAAAGCGUCUGCUUUGUUCUUCACUGUCAUACUGACCGUGUAUCUUGAGUGGUUGUGUUUUCGCUAUCGAGCAAAAUGUCUCAGGUGUAUGAAAACAUCUUUCGUGACGCUCUGAAAGGUUUCAGAGUUUCGGAGGAUGGCCUGAAUUCAGGCUAUUGUAAUUCGUUGGAGGAGGUGGAAACACUUCUCAAUCAGCUGAAAACUGUGGGGUUUUCAUACUGCGUGAGAAGUAGUCGUUUUAAAGAGCCUUCUUCAGGUGUUAUGAAAAGUAAAACAAAGCAUUUCUUCAAGCAAAUGCAGGGACAUGUCCCUAUCCCCUUUUUUGGUUGUGCAUUUGCAGUGGAGAGUGUGUGGUCGAGGCACUGUGUUUUGGGGCCAAAAUACUAUAGAAGUUCUUGA